This is a messenger RNA of Danaus chrysippus (African queen), 2736 nucleotides long. The record is from the annotation of a GenBank genome assembly. Lineage: Eukaryota; Metazoa; Arthropoda; Insecta; Lepidoptera; Nymphalidae.
AUGGCGGAUACGCUGGACCCAUUAUCACCGAGUACAAAUGACUCCUCGCCAGGCUUAAUGAAUAUAUUGAGACAGAGGCUCGGCAGGACACCGACAGGGGCUAAUGGAGAUGGAUAUGUCGAGUUCGGUGAGUUCAGAUCAGAACAGAGUGGCGUUAAGAAGGUGGGCACCUUCGCUGGAGUGUUCUGUCCUGUUGUACUAUCAAUGUUCAGCGCCCUUGUCUUCAUAAGAAUGGGAUAUCUCAUCGGUAACGCUGGUCUGUUAGUGACUCUGGCGCAAUUCGGUAUGGCGUAUUUAAUAGUCGGCUUCACAGUUACAUCUAUCUGCGCCAUUUCCACGAAUGGGGCUGUCGAGGGCGGAGGCGUAUACUUUAUGAUAAGCAGAACCCUCGGUCCAGAAUUUGGUGGUGCUAUAGGGACCCUGUUCUUUUUCGCCAACGUUGUAUCAAGUGCUCUCUGUAUAUCAGCCUGCGCUGAAGCUAUGGUGGAGAAUUUUGGGGACGAUGGUGGGUACUUGAUCGGUUCUAGCCCCGGCCUGCCAAGUGGUUACUGGUAUAACUUUCUGUACCGCUCAGCGUUGAAUGCUGUCGGUCUAGGAGUUUCUUUGGCCGGAGCAUCAUUAUUCGCAUCUACAAGUCUAGCCAUCUGGUUGACGACUAUAGUGUGUUUAUUCAGCGCUUUCCUGAGCUUCUUUAUCACAGCACCCGGACAGAUAGAGAAGCCCGCAUCAAACACUAUAGUGAAUGCUACCAACUUUACCUACACUGGUCUGAGUUCGGUCACAUUACGAGAGAACCUCUAUCCUAAUUACUCCCGGGACUACACAGCUGAUGGGGAGUUCGUUGACUUCGCGUCAGUUUUUGGGGUUCUGUUUACUGGGGUCACUGGAGUUAUGGCUGGGGCUAAUAUGAGUGGUGAAUUAAAGAAUCCAUCUCUGAAUAUUCCCCGAGGUACACUAGGAGCUCUUCUUCUCACAGCUUUAACAUACCUCUCCCUAUCAUUGUUAACUGCUGCUACAUGUUCGCGGGAACUGCUGCAGAAUAACUACGUGUAUCUACUGCCUAUCAAUAUCUGGCCGCCUUUCAUAGCAGUGGGGAUGCUCACAGCUACCUUCUCAGCUGGGUUGUCAAACCUUAUUGGAGCGUCCAGAGUAUUGGAAGCGUUGGCCAAAGAUGAUAUAUUCGGUUUCCUCCUCCGUCCCAUGGUCUCUCGUUCAGGUAACCCGGUGCUAGCGGUCAUCGCCUCCUGGCUGUUAGUACAGUUUGCUAUCAUGGCUGAUUCACUGAAUGCUAUCGCUCAGGUCAAUUCCGUGUUGUUUAUGACGAGCUACUUCGCUAUCAAUCUGGCGUGUCUGGGCUUGGACCUGGCGUCUGCACCUAAUUUCAGGCCAACAUUCAAGCAGUUCUCAUGGGCGAGCAGUCUCGCCGGGCUUGUAGGAUGUGCGGGCGUGAUGUUCUUCACGAGGGCGGGUUAUGCGGCUGGCGCGGCGCUGGCGUGCUGCGGCCUCGUGCUGGCGCUGCACUUCCUGUCCCCGGCAGCGGCAGACCCUGGCUGGGGCAGUCUUAGCCAGGCGCUCAUAUUCCACCAGGUCCGUAAGUAUCUCCUGCUGCUAGAUCCUCGUCGGCAGCACGUCAAGUUCUGGAGGCCGCAGAUGUUGCUGCUAGUCGCCUCUCCCAGACACUGCGCCCCACUCAUAGACUUCGUUAACGAUCAGAAGAAGGGCGGUCUGUUUGUGUUGGGUCACGUUCGUGUCGGUGAGUUAGACGGCAGUGGAGACCCUCUGUCUGAUGAACACAAGUACUGGCUGCAGUUGAUAGAUCAUCUCAAGGUGAAGGCUUUCGUUGAACUCUGUCUGUGUGAAUCAGUGAGAGGAGGGGCUGCUCAGUUGUCACGUCUCUCCGGGCUCGGCGCUAUGAAGCCUGAUACUGUAUUAUUGGGAUUUAGGGACCAGGCGCCGCAUAGGGACUUCUUCAGGGAUCCCUCUUCACCUUAUAAGACGUCUAUGUUCGACUUAGAAGGCGGUGAGGUUGUGUUCCCAGCUCGAGCCUCCAAGAUUUCUGUCACUGAGUACGUUAGGAUUGUAUCCGAUGUGCUCUGUGUGGGGAAGAAUGUCUGUCUGUGUCGACACUUCCACAAAUUAGAUAUGGAGGCGAUCGCCAAACGUUCGUCAUCAUCUCGUUCCAUCGACGUGUGGCUGGUUGAGCCUCUCCGUCCGUCUCGUGAGGAGCCCUUCUCAGUCCGAGCUCUGUUCGCGCUGCAGCUAGCGGCCGUCGUCCGCUCAGCCAGGGGCUGGACCCGGCUCGGCCUUAGAGUACAUAUUAUUACAGGGGUCUCGACUACUGGACCCCUAUCCUCGUCUCCCGACCAGCUGUCUCCCGGCCGACCAGUGACCGAGCGUCUGGAACAACUCCUCAAGAUGCUCAGAAUUAACGCCACCAUACAUCCAGUUCCUGAAUGGCCUUCCUUAGAGGGGUCACACCGCUGGGCCGAUCUAGAUGACGAUCAAGUCUACCAGAGAGUGCCCAUGAACUAUUUACAGAAAGUGAACUCUAUAAUAAAGGCUCGCAGCUCCGAGGCGGUGGUGACAUUCAUACAGCUCCCUCCACCGCCGCCCAGCGUCAACAGAGACGACGACAUAUGUAAUGACUACUUGAAGACUUUAGACGAGCUGACCAAGGACCUCUCACCCACGAUACUCGUUCGAGGACUGAAAUCUGUGACAUCCACAUCCUUAUAA